GAGAAGAAAGGAAGAGAAGAGGGAGCUUCCUCAGAAGAAGCCAAAGGAGAUGCAAUAGAUAUAAUAGUACAAGAAAACAAGAGAGAGAGACAAGAGACACAUAGAAUCAACAAAAAGAAAGAGAGAGAGAUGGGAAGGGCUCCUUGCUGUGAUAAGGCCAACGUGAAGAAGGGACCCUGGUCACCUGAAGAAGAUGCAAAGCUGAAGGAGUUUAUAGAGAAAUUUGGGACUGGUGGCAACUGGAUUGCUCUUCCUCAAAAAGCUGGUUUGAAGAGAUGUGGGAAGAGCUGCAGGUUGAGAUGGCUUAACUAUCUUAGGCCAAACAUCAAACAUGGGGAAUUUUCUGAUGAUGAAGACAGAAUAAUCUGCAGUUUGUAUGCAAGCAUUGGAAGCAGGUGGUCAAUUAUAGCUGCACAGUUGCCAGGAAGGACAGAUAAUGAUAUCAAGAACUACUGGAAUACCAAGCUGAAGAAGAAGCUCAUGGGGAUGAUUCCAUUAGACCCAAGAAAACUACCCCCAUUUUCAAAUUCUCUUCAUACAACUUCAUCACCACAAUCUCAAGCUUUUUCUAGCCUGUCUCAACUAUAUAAUGAUUGCAGCCCUUAUUAUUCGACCUCAGCAAAGUCAUGUCUCACAGGCUUUGAAUCCUUUCCCUCAGUCCAGCCAAAUCUGCUGUUCAACGGCAACAACAACAACGUUAAUCCUAUGGCUACUAUUACUGCUGCUAAUCAUCAUUCUUAUCUUCAAGGGCACAAUCAAGAGGGUUUGAUUAGUCCCAUGCAGUUUUACCCUGGAAAGGAUAAUAUGCUAAUCUUUGGAGGUACUGAUCAAGCAAGUUGUUCAUCAUCUGAUGGAAGUUGCAGCCAGAUCAGCUAUGGAAAGGAGAUCAAACAAGAGCAUAUGAACGGUGGUAGUCUUCAUCAGGGUUACAAUUUGUCUAACAGUACUAACGGUUAUGAUCAUCAUCAUCAUCAAGAAAACCAAAAAUUCAUGGUUGACUAUGGAAAUCAAAUCAGUUCAACUACAUGGGGUGAUGGAAGAGGUAAUGAUCAUGAUCAGAAGCCAAGUGUAGUGCUUUGUGGAAACAGUACUAGUACAACUCAACUCCAGUAUGAUCUUGAGGAAGUUAAGCAACUGAUUAGCUCUAGUAACAUGAGCUUGUUUUUCAAUGAUGAAAACAAGACACAUGAGAGUAGGGAGGCUAUGUACUACUACAACUACUGAUCACAACUAUUGAUAAAAAAGAAUCUGAACGGUGUAAGUAUUAGCAGUAGUACAAGUACCAUCAGUAAGAUUUGAAGGAAUGUGAUGGGAGGGUUGGGGUUUGUGGCGGGGUAUUGCGUGGUUGGAGGCAGAGCAGAGAUGAAUAUGAUUCAGAUGAGACUUGUUUGAGUUGAGUUUAU
Molecule: messenger RNA, 1403 nt
Organism: Coffea arabica (coffee)
Lineage: Eukaryota; Viridiplantae; Streptophyta; Magnoliopsida; Gentianales; Rubiaceae
Product: transcription factor RAX1-like
Source: RefSeq, a predicted model, not a curated record